This is a messenger RNA of Cinclus cinclus, 2943 nucleotides long. Its product is annotated as collagen alpha-1(I) chain-like. Lineage: Eukaryota; Metazoa; Chordata; Aves; Passeriformes; Cinclidae. The record is from RefSeq and is a predicted model, not a curated record. The transcript has 6 exons. The coding region runs from base 1 to 2943 and encodes 980 amino acids.
AUGCGGAGAGCGGUCCCGACGGCUCCCAGCGCCGCUCUGCACGGGCGGCCCUCCCGCAUCGGGAACCCUAGAUACUGCCGGGGGCGACGGGUCCCGCGGGCGCCGGGAUCCUGCCGGGAUCCUGCCGGGAUCCUGCCGGGAUCCUGCCGGGGUCCUGCCGGGGUCCUGCCGGACAGCCUGGCGCAGCUGCCGAACCGGCGGAGCGGGCUCCCGCUCCCCUCUCGACGCCGCCCGGCCAUCGCCGAGCGCUCGCCUUGCCUCGCAGACAGCCCUGGCCCGGUGACCCGCCCGGGCUACUACACGCACCUGGCAAUUCUCGGGAGAAAAAGCAGAAGUUUGGGGUGGCCUCGUCCUUUCCCGUCCCACUGCCCCGCUCACUCCAGCUCGGGAGACGCGGCUCUUCCGAGCGUGUCCCUGCGGGAUCACGUCCCACCGACAGGGACAGCCCGGGACAGGCAGCGCCCGCACCGGUGCUCUCGGCCCCCGCCCGCUCUCCUGGGGCACCUGCCGAGCGUGUGUGCGGGGAAGGCCACCGGCGUGGGCACUGCCUCUGCCUCGCCGGCCCAGCCCGCUCCCCGGGAGCCGUGGGGCACCGUCAGACCCCCGGCAGCGCCUCGGGGGCUGCUGAACCCCGCGGCCGCGGAGGGGCCCCGAGGGCCCUGGCGGGCAGCACGGGUGGGGGGCUCCGCCGCCCCGUCCCGCUCCGGCCGGCGGGGCCGGUGCAGAGGCUACGCAGAUGAAAGGCUGCGCUCGCAGGCGUUCCCCGCGCCGUCAGCCUCGCACCUGGCAUCGGUCGCCGCAGGGGCACAUGUGCGCGACACGCUGCUGCCAGCCGGGCUCGUCGCGCCCGCCCCGUCGGGUCCCUGCCCCGGCGAGCGGCCGGAGAGAGCGCCCGCGUUCGGUGCGAGCCGGACCCGAGCCCGGCGCUCGCCGCUGCUGCCGCGGGGCCUCCGCCGCCGGCCCGGCCCGUUGGGUCCUUGUGGCUCAGGGCGGGAGAGGAACACGGGCCUCGCCAGAGCUGUGCGAGCGGGCACAGAGAGCCGGGGGCCUGAUGAGGCUGAGGAACAGUCUCUGCCUCGGGAACAGCCCUUGCGGGUCGUGGCCGCCGUCGGGCCCCCCGAAAAGGCGCACGGCGGCACCGGGGGAGGGCGGGCUGGAUCAGUCACCGUCGUGCGGCGGCAGCUGCUCCCGGGCCGGGGCCGCUCCACUAGGGCUACCGAGCCAACGCCGCCAGGUCCUGAGACUGCCCCGCGCGUAGGCGGCCGGGUGAGAGGCCCGGGGACGUGGAGGCACCGGGCGGUGGGAGCCGCCGCUGGGGGCUCGGUCGGAGCUGCGGGCUUGCAGAGACCCCCGUGGAAAACCGGCAGCGAGGCCGCCCGAGGGGCAGCCGCCGGUCUCCGUGCCGGCGCCGAAGCUAGACAGCUGUCCCCCGUGCCGGCAAUCCCGUGCCCCGGCCCCCCGAACGCUCCCGCCACGGGCGUUUUGCUGCGCACCGGCAUCGACCGCGGGCGAGUGGGGAAGGCCGGGGCUCCUCAGGGGAGCGAGUCGCGGAGUCCGACUGUGGGUGGAGAAAAACAGGACACGCGCCCGGUCCGGCCCCGCCGCUCGCCCCAGCCCCGCCGCUCGCCCCGGCUGACCCCGCGCCCCGGAGCCUCUGCCGUGCCGCCGCGCGCCAGCAGGGGGCAGGCUGCGCCCGAGCCCCGCCGCACCGGGCACCGGGCCCGGGGUCAGCGCCCGCCCCGGGGCAGCUCCGCUCCGCCGCUCCGGCCGCGCACCGCACCGCCGGCGCUCUCCGCACCGCUGGACCGCGCGGCCCGCGCCGAACUGCGGCCUGCGGAGCACCCGGCGCUGGUCGCGCCCAGCUCAGCAGGGGAGCGGGCGGUGCCCGUCGGUAACCGCGGAAAAUACCCGGCAGCCAGCCGGGAAUGCGCGCAGACAGACUGCGCGGACGCCCACGCGUCCGCCGGCACCGCACGCUUAUGCGGAGAGAGCCCGGCGCCCCCCUUCCCUCAUGCGGAGACGCCCCUGGCCCUCCCGAGCUCCGCGCGGUUCUGUCCCUCUCACGACCGGGGUCCCGCUGCGCUCCCCGGUACCGCGUGCCUGUGCACCGGGCGGGACCGACGGGGCUGGCAGCGGGGAGCGGGCGGCGGGUCCCGGCGGCCGGUGGGGGAGGAGGUGCAGAGGGCUCGGCCGUUGAAGCCCGGAGCGGUGAACUUGGACGGGGCUGUCCCGCACACGCCGCGCACCGCACCGAACCCUGCGCGUUCUAAAGCGUUCGCGACCAACCCGAGCGGGCAGCGCUGCUGCGGGAGGGGGCACGGGCCCCGCCGCCGCAGAGGCACCGCAGCCCUCGGGCCGCUGCUCCGCCUGAGCUUUCCCGCUGGCAGCCUCGGCGUGACGGUUCGGAGCCGCCCUUCCAAAAGGGGCGUGAGCGGCGCGAUCCCCGGUGCCCAGUCCCGCGUGCCCGCCGGGGCCGGUGGCGCUGCCGCCGCCCGCGGGACAGACCCGCGUCCCCGCCGGUCCCGGGCGCCCCGAGGAAGGGUCCUGCCGCUCCCUGCCCGCGGCCCGGCGCCGGACGCGCGCUGCUACCUACCCCGGACAGGGCAGGGGCCAAGAGCCGCCGUCGGGCCAGGAGCAGCGCGGGGCGCGGACCGGGGAACGGAGCAGCCGGGGCCCCGCUCCUCCGCCACCCUCGGCAGCCAAGAUCGUUCUCCCCCUCCGCGGCCCGCGGGGGCACGGCGCGACCCGGGCCCGCGCCGCCCGCGCCACCGGCCUCCCCGGGGUGCUCGGAGCCGGCCGCCCCGGGCGCCGCCGCGCUUCGGGGGCCGCGGGGGCCCGGCGGGGCCGGGGCACUAUUUGACGUCGAGGAGACGGAUCACCGUGGCGCAGCGAUACGCCGCGCACCAAUGGAGUUCAAAUGUCAGCAAGUUUGAGGAGGGGUGA